AUGUCCAAUGGCACUCCGAAGCCGGACACCUUGACGCUGUCCAAGCAGAGCCUCGUCGUCAGCUUGCAGUGCUCAGGACAAGACAACCAAAUCGUUCCUUCAACGGUGACAAACGUCUGCGUAGACGAAAAGGAGAACACGAUACAGACAUGCAAGACUGGCCCGGAUUCAAGCAAACAAAUCAAGCUGCAAAGCCUUCUCGGUGCCAGAGAAGAGAUCACAUGGACGAAAGACCCCCCGGGAGGAGAAGGAAAAGGUGCCACCCAGGGAGAAAAUUGGAUCCUCCGGCUCAACGAAUCCCAACUACCGUCGUCUGAUAAACAGUUCUUCGUGGGCUGCAUAAAAAAGGACGACAGUAACGAUACAAACUGCAAGCUCACUGUGAAGGUUGAAGCACCACCCUCUGCAGUGAAAGACAACGUUGUUUCUUGUGCCUACGGCCACACAAGCAAUCCCUCACCCGUGAAGGUUGAGCUGACACAAGGAAAGAACUCAUUCACCCUCGUGUGUGGGAAAGACGGGACUGUCAAGCCGGCAACGUACAACACAGACUACAGCGAAGACGCCAGCUUGGAGGACAAGUCCUUGAAGAAGAUCACGGAGAUCCUUCCCACCUUCGAUGAAAAGUGGUGGACGGCCGAGAAGGAGCAGGGCUCCGUUGUGUUGACGAUUCCGCAAACUGACUUCCCCUCUGCGGACAAGACGUUCUUCCUCGGCUGCUCCCCAACGGCGUCGACUAGCGCAGAGAAACCGGGUCGUGGUUCCCUCGCUCAGAAAGAUACUGAACAGGCACAGGAUGGUUCAACAACUUGCAGGGUGGAGGUGACUGUCAAGGCCGGGAGCUCGCCUUCGUCGGCGAGCGGAGGGGCUCUGUACGUGGCUGCCGCAGCUGGAACAACUGCGCUAGCGGGACUUCUCUCCGGCACCAUGUGA
This is a messenger RNA of Besnoitia besnoiti, 933 nucleotides long. RefSeq names its product SAG-related sequence. The transcript has a single exon. The record is from RefSeq and is a predicted model, not a curated record. Bases 1 to 933 code for a protein of 310 amino acids. NCBI's taxonomy places the organism in Eukaryota, Apicomplexa, Conoidasida, Eucoccidiorida, Sarcocystidae. Gene Ontology annotation, cellular component: membrane.